Molecule: messenger RNA, 567 nt
Organism: Phaedon cochleariae (mustard beetle)
Lineage: Eukaryota; Metazoa; Arthropoda; Insecta; Coleoptera; Chrysomelidae
Source: the annotation of a GenBank genome assembly
AUGGCUACAAAGUCCAGCCAAGAACUGUCUCACCACGAAGCCCUCGACCAGGAUUUGCUGAACAAUAUGCACCACAUAUUCUCCUCCGUGAAAUUGAUCGACACCCCGGAACAGGACUCUACUUCUUUGAGCGAGAGCAGAAGCAGUAGGAGUUCUGAUAGGAGCAAGAUGAGCUCUGAAGAUGUAGCGUACCUUAAAGAGAACCUGGGUACGCCUCUGACCUUGGCUCUGGCUGAAAUAUCGGCGGUGCAACCACGGGAUCCUAUCCACUAUCUGGGACACUGGCUGUUCAAGUACAGAUAUAACGAAGAGGUGAGAGAUGUUCAGAGGAUAGAAGUUGAACAACUGACUGAGGCUAGGGACAAAUUGGCGAAAGAAAAAUGGCAUGCGUUCGUGGAAAAGGAAGCUAAAGCUGCUGUUUUCGAUAUGAUUGCUAGGGCUGAAGAGGAAGCAUUAGAAAAUGAACUACUCAGGAUAGAGAAAGAACUUGCUGAUCAAGAGGAAGAAGACUUGGAUUAUGAAGCUAGGGACAAAUUCGAGGCUUUCGGUGGCGAUGUUCCAAUUUAG